UGAUUUCCAGGACUCGUUGUUGCCCCGUCACUAUGAACAAUGGCCCAGCUAUACUACAAAAAGGUCAACUAUUCGCCGUACAGAGAUCGGAUCCCACUGCAGAUUGUGCGAGCAGAGGCAGAGCUCUCGGUGGAGGAGAAGGCCUACCUCAGCGCUGUGGAGAAGGGGGACUAUGCCAGUGUGAAACAUGCCUUACAAGAGGCAGAGAUCUACUACAACAUCAACAUUAACUGUAUGGAUCCUCUUGGUCGCAGUGCCCUUUUAAUAGCCAUAGAGAAUGAGAAUUUGGAGAUCAUGGAGUUACUCUUGAACCACAGUGUGUACGUGGGAGAUGCUCUGCUAUAUGCAAUACGGAAAGAGGUGGUGGGGGCUGUGGAGCUGCUGCUGAGUUACAGGAAGCCAAGUGGUGAAAAACAGGUUCCAACCUUGAUGAUGGACACCCAGUUUUCCGAAUUCACUCCAGAUAUCACCCCAAUAAUGCUGGCGGCUCACACCAACAACUAUGAAAUCAUCAAACUGCUUGUCCAAAGACGGGUGACAAUUCCACGCCCACACCAGAUCAGAUGCAACUGUGUGGAAUGUGUCUCCAGUUCGGAGGUGGACAGCCUGAGGCAUUCCAGGUCGAGGCUGAACAUCUACAAAGCCUUAGCCAGCCCUUCAUUGAUUGCCUUAUCAAGUGAGGACCCCAUCUUGACAGCUUUCCGACUGGGCUGGGAGCUGAAGGAGCUCAGCAAGGUGGAAAAUGAGUUCAAGGCUGAAUAUGAAGAACUUUCCCAGCAGUGCAAGCGUUUUGCUAAGGACCUUUUGGAUCAAGCACGGAGUUCCCGAGAAUUGGAGAUCAUUCUUAAUCACAGAGAUGAUCAAAGCGAAGAGCUGGAUCCCCAGAAAUGUCAUGAUUUGGCAAAGCUAAAGGUAGCAAUAAAGUAUCACCAGAAAGAGUUUGUUGCUCAGCCAAACUGCCAGCAGCUACUAGCAACUCUUUGGUAUGAUGGCUUUCCAGGAUGGAGGCGGAAACACUGGGUGGUAAAACUCUUGACCUGCGUCACCAUCGGACUGCUAUUUCCUGUGCUUUCCGUGGCAUACCUGAUUGCACCGAAGAGCAGGCUGGGACUGUUCAUUAAAAAGCCAUUUAUAAAGUUUAUCUGCCACACCGGAUCUUACCUAACCUUCCUCUUCAUGCUCCUACUGGCAUCGCAGCACAUUGUCAGGACUGACCUUCAUAUGCAGGGACCGCCUCCCACCAUUGUGGAGUGGAUGAUCCUGCCCUGGGUUCUAGGUUUUAUUUGGGGAGAAAUCAAGGAAAUGUGGGAUGGAGGAUUCAAUGAGUAUGUACAUGACUGGUGGAAUCUGAUGGAUUUUGCAAUGAACUCCCUCUAUCUUGCAACAAUCUCCCUUAAAAUUGUUGCCUAUGUCAAGUAUAACGGUUCUCGUCCAAGGGAGGAAUGGGAAAUGUGGCACCCGACACUCAUUGCAGAAGCCCUCUUUGCAAUAUCCAACAUUUUAAGUUCCUUGCGUCUCAUAUCCCUGUUUACAGCAAAUUCACACCUGGGACCCUUGCAGAUUUCUCUGGGACGCAUGCUGCUAGACAUCCUCAAAUUCCUUUUUAUCUACUGUCUGGUGCUUCUGGCUUUUGCCAAUGGACUGAACCAGCUUUAUUUUUAUUAUGAGACCAGUGCCUCGGAGGAGCCCAACAACUGCAAGGGGAUCCGAUGUGAGAAACAGAACAAUGCCUUCUCCACACUUUUUGAGACCCUCCAGUCACUCUUCUGGUCUGUGUUCGGCCUGCUGAAUCUCUACGUCACCAACGUGAAAGCCAGACACGAGUUCACAGAAUUUGUCGGGGCCACGAUGUUUGGCACCUACAACGUCAUCUCCCUGGUCGUGCUGCUGAACAUGCUCAUAGCCAUGAUGAACAACUCCUACCAGCUCAUUGCCGACCAUGCAGAUAUCGAAUGGAAGUUUGCCCGGACGAAGCUCUGGAUGAGUUACUUUGACGAAGGUGCCACUCUGCCCCCUCCUUUUAACAUUGUCCCGAGUCCCAAGUCAGUCUGGUACCUCUGCAAGUGGAUUCACAAGCGGUUAUGCCCAGGCAGUGACUCCGCGAAUGAACAGAAGAGGCACGAAAACCUCAAAACAUUCACAGAACGGCACGCUGACAACCUGAUUCAGAAUCAACAUUACCAGGAAGUGAUCAGAAAUCUUGUGAAAAGAUACGUUGCAGCUAUGAUAAGAACUUCCAAAACCAAUGAAGGGUUAACUGAAGAAAAUUUCAAGGAAUUGAAACAGGACAUCUCAAGUUUUCGCUAUGAAGUUCUUGACCUCUUGGGAAACAGGAAGCCCCAGAGGAGAAGUUAUUCUACCAGCAGCACAGAGGUGUCCCAAAAGGAUGAUACAAAUGAGGAUGGUGCUGGAGAAAAACCCAAAGCCAAGAGCGUAUCUUUCAAUGUAGCCAACAAGAAAAAAGAUUUCAAUGUAUCUGCUCUAAUUAAAACUAUGUCUGGGAUUGAUAUGGCAGAUGAGAAGCCAAAAAGCAAUGGGAUCAGUAAGCGCUCCUUUGUCCGAAAUGGAAACAGAGUUCAGAGACUCUCCAGCUCCAAGAAAGAGUCCUUUAAGAGACUGGGUCUACUGUUCUCCAAGAUGAAUGGACACGUACCUGAACCAAACUCUGAGCCCAUGUACACUAUUUCAGAUGGAGUUAUUCAGCCACACUACAUGUGGCAAGACAUUAAAUACUCUCAGAUCGAUAAAGAGAGAGAAGAGAAUUGUUCCAAAAGCGAAAUUAACCUCAAUGAGGUGGACUACAGCGGGAACACGAGACUCACGGGCCAAAGCAAGGAGUGCCCUGUGGUUUGUACCAGCUCCCUUCACUGUGCUUCCAGUAUUUGUUCCUCUAAUUCCAAACUUUUAGACUCCUCAGAAGAUGUAUUUGAUUCAUGGGGAGAGGCUUGUGACUUGUUUAUAAACAAGUGGAAAGAUGGGCAGGAAGACCAUGUUACAACGCGGUUAUAAGAGAAGCUAUCUAACACCUGCUAGAAAACUUAGCUAAUUAUUUGUCAUGGUUUGCUAUCACCUGAUUCAGCAUUACGAUUUCCUUUCUGUCCACAGGAAAAAAAAAAAAGUGUAAAACUCUAGUUACGUUAGCCUAUUUUAUAGCCAUCUGCAUUUAUUUAUUUAUUUUUUUUUUUUACACUCCCAAAUAUUGAACUAAAGGUCUCACCAUUUAUUAGGUCACUGUAAACCACAGGGCUCCCUUCUGAUGCAGCCGUAGCCUUCGAACCCUGCAGGACUGAGACACGUUGGUGGCGGAGGGCUGUUACCAUCAUCCCCCCAUCGCUGCGUUACACCGCCGCCACGCAACGCGAGCGAUCUGCUGUGCGUCCUGCUCGAUUUCCUCAUCAGCAGGACGAGCUGCUGAGCGGUAUCAACGCUGAGCAGCUGAAACGCUGCUGGUGCAUCAGAAGGCUGCGAAUCAAACUGAAGAUCUUCUUAGACGGGAUUUCAGGUUAAAACUGGCUUUUUAUUUUUCUUUAAGCAAUACAACCUCCAAUUCAUUCAGUUAGGCGUAUUUUUUCAGGUUGUAUACUAUGUUCAUGUUGUAAAUUCUUACUGAAUAAGAGACACCUUUUAUCACCCAGCUAGAACACGUUAUAAUCCCCUUAUUUACCUAAUUCCCAUUAACCGAAUUCCCUCUUGUAGGGAGCUGAAUUACCUCCCGGUUAGACCGGCAGUGGAAGCACCCAGCCUUGCUGCCAGUUGCGCAGAGAUGAACUGACCCAGACGCACCUGCGGCUGCUCGAGGCCCAAACCUCGCUCUGGCUCCCAUCCUUCCAGCGGGCUCAACGAAAGCCCAGCUCUGGUAGACGGGCACACGCAUCCCCUUCACAUACGGUUUUUCAGGCUCCUCGUCUCAUUUCCACUGCUGCGUUCGCUUUUUGCUGCCUCUCUGGCCGACGUCAGGCUUUAGGCAGAAAGCCAUUCUCCUGGUGCGUCUCGAGCUCAAAGAGGGAGAACGUUUUCCCCGGAUCCAUGGGCCGCAUUUCUUAAAAGCGACUUAAGCAACAGCAGCUCAAACUGUGUUUGGCAGCCUGGAAAGCCUCCGCGGUUCCUUUUCUAAGGUGCAACAAAAAGGAGCCCAGCAGUAGAUUUUUUUUUCCCCUCCCUCAGUUACAUUAGGCCUAGUCCAAAUAUUAACAGUGUCACUGCAUUUGUCCUAAGGAGCUUCAAAGAGGGGAGAAGACAACCCCAUUAAGGAUAAAAUGGUUGAAUCAAUGCUUUUUAACAGCCUGGUACUUGAACUUUCUUCUGUGUUGUUGCUAAGAUACACAGAGGAUUGGCACUUAACACCCGCAUCAGCGCUGUUAUUUGUCAGCCGCUUCCUCGGAGGAAGCAGGCGGAAGCAGGGCCUGACCGAGCGCUCAGAAGCGGCGUUGCCUUACGGAAAAGCCUCGCUCCGGAGCUCGCGCACUCGCGUUACGGCUCCGUCCCUGUGAGAGGUCGCGUGCGUGGGAGUUGAGCUCCAGGGCGGUUGGCAUACAUCAGCUCUUCUGUGAACCUGGUUGGGAACUGCAUUUGCAGCAGCAACCAUAAAGGUUGGAAAACCUCCACCUACCGUUGGCUACUCCCUGCUCGCUAUCGACACCAGACUUGCUGCUCGCGGGCAGGGCACAGCCCUAAGUAUUUAAGCCUCCAGGUGCGCAAGUUAAGGUGGGGUGAGAGGCGUUUUUGUAUCAACAGAUUUGAGGCUUUUGUACACUAACCGUGAGAUUAGAGUGGUUUUUUGAAAACCCCAUCUCCUCUUCCCGUAGGAAAGACUGAGCAAACUGAUGCAGGCGCUACGUAAGGAGGCUCGCAAGAUGCCAGGGUCAGAGGCAGUUGGCUGCUCUUUCAGAAAGCAGUCCAGCAUCCCGGCCUUCCACGAGGCAAAUCCGUGGGAGUUGCGGUCAGAACCGACUGAAGGUAGCUCUCACGGCAGCCCCAGGAAAAACCUGAAGUUUAAAAAACCAAAGUGACUGAGCCCGUUUCUGGAAACAUGCACGGUAGCAGGCGCUGCUAGCGGGGGGUGGAGGGAAGGGCUUGAACCAUUUUACGCCCCAUCUAACCUCUCUGCGGCUUAGGAACUCUCCUUGCAACGGGGCCAGCGAACCCUUACGGUAUUUCCUGCAUAACAAGUGGGAGCGGAAACAGUUCAGGUAUGGUUAUGCAGGUGAUGCCAACCGCGUUCAAGACUGGGAUACAGUCCAGGUUCAUAUCCUUUGACAGGAGAAAGGCUUUUAAGUUUUCCAGGACCGCAAGCAUACUGCUACCGGCUACGAUUAUAUUGUCUCGCUCAAACGCAGCACUGCAUUAACAGGUUCGGGUAUCAGAAACGCAAUGCAAGUAACUCCUUGCAGCAGUACCCUCCCCUUGCAAAAAAUGUAACGGCGACACUGGGCAAGGCAAGUCCCUUCUGUGCAAACAGCACGAAUCGCAUUCCCUUGCUGCGUGCAGGAAGGGCAGAGGUAGGAACCGACACAUUUUAAUGGAGCGAUGGACAAUGCUGUGCCCAAAAAUCUCUUGAUAAUAUUCUGUACGUCAUGUGGCUGCUUGGCUGGGUCUCCCAUGGGAUUUGUUUCAUGACCCAGACAUUUCCUAGCUCCCAGCUAAGAGCUUGUUUGAGCUGACUUUUCAAUUUAUCACAAGUAUUUGAUUGGGCUAAAUGAUUAAUACAUAUGUCCUGGAGUUCACAAAGCUGUCAGAUCGGACCCCAAAAAGGCCAAAUUCUGUUUGACUGCAUCUAUGCAUUCCCUUUGGUAGCAAAAGGCAGUAUAGCAGCUAGUGAAUUAUCAUUAUUGCUCUUAAACAGGAACUUCAGGGGAGGGAAACUGAAGCAUCUUGUCAAAAACAUUUUGUUUAAGCCAAAACCGGCCAGUUUUCGUUUUGCUUUGUUUAAAAUCACUUGCAGUCAGCAUUUGGGAUUUCACUAGCAUUUUUCUGUUUUCAAGUGAUGAAAGGGAAAGCGUGUUUUGGGGAGAAUUAUUCUUCCCUUUGGAAAAACGAGUGAGCUACCUCUCUGCUGUCUGUGCAAGGCCCCAGGGUAGGAGCUGACGGGACACGCUGAGCAUCUCCAGCGAGAUGUAGACGGUAACCUUUUUCCAGGCUGUGCUCCCAGGUGCACGGUUCCCCACGACUGCAGCGUGCCUGGCCUUUAUUCUAGGUAUUUCAGUAAUAAUCCUUAUACCUGCACAAGGACUUUGGAACUGGGAAGAACACAGCUCUUGAUCUCCCACCCGCCCUCUCUUUAGGUUUCUUGCACUUGAAGUUGCUUUAUUAUUUAUUGCCACCGCCCACCCUCUGGUACCGUUUUCCCCUGGCAUUGGAGAGCAGCCCACCUAAAAAGGAUCACUCUUCUGAGGUCGACAAGUAACACCCCGGUACGGGACCCCACGCAGCCCUAGCAGGUGUUUGUGCUCAGGUCGGGGAUUAAAGGAGCCGUUUCAGAAACAAGAAGUUCGGUGACAUUAUCUCUGCAGAUUAUUCGGAUGACGGGGUUUGUAAAUUAAUCGCCAGUUUAUUUGUAAAUAUUCAAGCAUUUGUAUGCGUGGACCCUGCCGAAGCAGCACGUACAGCGGUUGGAGCACGGGAUUAGAAAAGAGCAUUUCUGGGGUCUUUUCCCAACUCCGCCACCGACUCACCUGUGACCUUGGGCAAGUCACUUAGCCUCUCUAAUGCCUCAGUUUCCCCAUCUGUAAAAUAGGGAUAAUAAUACUUACCUACCUCGCAGGGGGGUUAGUUCAUUAUUUAUAAGCACUUUCAGAUUAAAGGCGCUAUAUACAGUUAAGUAGGUAACGUUAGUAGCGGUAGUAUGUACUUUUAUUUUCCUACAACUACUUCAGGUUAGGGUUUAACGGUAUGAACAUUAUGACAGUUUUCCAUGUCGAAAACUAGCCCGGUUGCCCAAGAGGGGAGCUCAGGGGACGUCUGCCGCAGGUGGAGAGCGGGUACCCCGGAAGCCCAAGCUCUGCACGCCCCUGCUUUCGCGGGCUUUCGUCUCACCCUUAGCGUUACUUUACUGUACUUGCGUCUCCAUCCUCCUUUUCUAAUGGCACAUGUAACAAUUUCUAGCAGAAGCAGCCGUUGUAAAUAUUAAAGACUAUUUAAAUAAAUAUAUUCAUGUAUAAAUAUAAAAACCUUACCUUUUAAAGAGAGGGAAAUCGGUCAGCGCCCGCAGCUGCCUCCUGGGCGCUCGCGUGCCCCCAUCGCUGGCAGCGGGAGCGUGUCCAGCUGGGGGAGCCCUACGGGGCAGCUGGGACGGCUCUCUUCACCCGCCUUUCCUUUGUUAGCGGGCCGGCUACCUGAAACCCAGCUGCUAUAAAACCAUCCUUUACUGGAUUUGGGGUUUUUGGGGGGGGGGCGAAGGUGGGGGGCGCCCUGGGCCAGCCGCUAACGCAGUUUCUUGCCACGCGUAACGUAGUCUAAUCUGGUUUUCACGCUGCUUUCUCUCCCUGUUUCAGACCGUUACUUUGGUACAAACAAGUCAUUUAUAUUUUAUUCGCAUAAACCCCCCAGCCCAGAAUAACUAACGCGCUCCAGUAAACUCGCGGCCAAGAACGACUCUCUUUAAAAAGCGUUUUACCUAAAAAAAAAAAAAGUACGCUGAGACGGCAGGAGAAGCGUUUCGUCCUUUAUCUUCAGAGUAUUCGCCCGUGCUUUAUACGUCGGGGAAACACUUUCACCGUGUGUUUGUUUGUUCCCCCCCUCCCCAAGGUGUGCCAAACAAACGACUAAAAUCCCCAACCAAAAAUCCCAACCACCCACGGCUUUAAAAAGCCACGUCGACCUAACGCUCCCCCCUCCACCGAGGGGCGCUCGGCGCUCCCCUCCUUCGGGCCGCUGCCCCCCGCUCCGUGUCAAACGUCUCCGUACCAGCAGUGUCACCCAAGGCGGAGGAAACCGUGGUGCGGAGGGCCCGGCGGGCUCAGCCAGCCAGGCGGCUUUUCGAGGGCGAGUCGCAACCGAACGCGGCGCUGCGUUUAAAAUGACAUUUUACUCUGCGGGACAAAGAGGUGAGGCUUUCUUCCUUUUCUAGUUCUGGGCCAAAAGAAAGAAAAAAAAAAAGACGUCAUGGCCUUUUCCAGGCAAAAAAGCUGUUAGCUGCUGUAGGAAUUUUGCUCACGUCAAGGCAGAGGGAGGACUUCUGCGCUUGCCCGCGGAGGAGCAACGGCCGCCCCGAGAGGAAGGCGAGUUGGGGGUGAGAAGGCAAAAAGCAAAAAAAAAAAAAAAAAAAAAAAAG
This is a messenger RNA of Struthio camelus australis, 8269 nucleotides long. It is a transcript of the gene TRPC5, whose product is annotated as transient receptor potential cation channel subfamily C member 5. Gene Ontology annotation, cellular component: cation channel complex; plasma membrane. Gene Ontology annotation, molecular function: store-operated calcium channel activity; inositol 1,4,5 trisphosphate binding; protein binding. Lineage: Eukaryota; Metazoa; Chordata; Aves; Struthioniformes; Struthionidae. Gene Ontology annotation, biological process: regulation of cytosolic calcium ion concentration; calcium ion transmembrane transport. The record is from RefSeq and is a predicted model, not a curated record.